AUGAAGGUACUAAACGAUAUUCCUCCCUGCGCGCAUGCCCAGGACCUAACCUCCAAACAUAACCACAAGCGGCCCUGUGAAGAUCUAUCUCUCCCAUCUCCAAAACGACCGCGAUCAUUCAACCCUGCCUUUUCUCUUGAACAUCCUGUGAUAGAGUAUUCGAUAUAUACGACUAGUGCGGAGAGUGACAGACCGAUUAGAUAUUGGUGCGAGCACAAAAGUUGGCCUAAGGAAUAUUUCGUACAACAAGUGGCACCAACUAAAGACAUGAGUUACCCUCUUGCAAGAAAAAAGUCUUCAGCUUCUCUUCAUCGCAAGAGCUCCAAUUCAAGUCUUGCUACAGGCUCCAACACACCCGCUGAUCGAGAGUCAAGAAACGGGAAAAGCGCAAAGUAUUGGAGCACUUCCUAUGAAACCGUCCUAGCAAUCAAAGGCAGCUUUAUGCGCAAAUCAGACCUGGGUAUUACGGAAAAGAGUAAACUUCUCUGUAAGGAUUUACUGGAGAGUGAUCAACCAAUUCCCGAACACACGUUGUUUCGAGACGAUACAUUCGAUGAAGUCUGUCAAAGGCUUCAAGGAAAGAAUGAAUCUAGGGUUAUUCAAGAUAUAAGCCGAUUAAUUGUCCCCUCAGCAGAGACUCUCGCGGUAGAUGGUGCCGAGAAUUUAAAACAUCUAGUUGAGAGUGUCAAUGAGCGCUGGGGAUCGUCUAUCGCCUUCUACGGACCACUCCCGCAGCCCGACUACGCCGUCGCAUUUGACCGAUCUGCGUUCACAGACGACCAACUGAAAAAAUUCGAACCCUUUCUUGGAUACGACCCGGACACCUACAGCUCCCUCUUUUUGGGCACCUUCUACAUGUACUUUCCCUUUCUGACAUGUGAGGUUAAGGGUACCGCUGCACUCGAUAUUGCCGACCGGCAGAAUGCGCACAGCAUGACUCUUGCCGUGAGAGGGGUCGUCGAGCUGCUUAGGUACGUGGGGCGUGGAGACGAGGUUAACCGCGAGAUCCUGGCUUUCUCUCUCUCGCAUGACCAUAGGACAGUGAGAAUCUAUGGACAUUAUCCCGUCAUCGAUGGAGAUAAGAUAUCGUUCUAUCGGCAUCCUAUUAGGACAUUUGAUUUUACAGAGCUGGAGGGGAGAGAUAAGUGGACUACAUACAAGUUUAUCAGGAAUGUGUAUGAAAAAUGGGCACCAGAGCACCUGCAAAGAAUACGCUCUGCUAUUGACGAAAUCCCUCCUGGGGUGAAUUUUAGUAUCUCGAAUUCGGCUCCCGAUCUCCCUCAGCCAAGCACUCCACCUGUUGUAGAUGAAGAUGAAGUUACAUCCAAUACAUCCUUUACUCGACAGACACAAAUUUUGAAACGGCCUAGGAAUCACUAA
Messenger RNA from Trichophyton rubrum CBS 118892, 1380 nucleotides. RefSeq lists its product as uncharacterized. NCBI's taxonomy places the organism in Eukaryota, Fungi, Ascomycota, Eurotiomycetes, Onygenales, Arthrodermataceae. The record is from RefSeq and is a predicted model, not a curated record. The coding region runs from base 1 to 1380 and encodes 459 amino acids. The transcript has a single exon.